Rhopilema esculentum is the source of this 3353-nucleotide messenger RNA. NCBI's taxonomy places the organism in Eukaryota, Metazoa, Cnidaria, Scyphozoa, Rhizostomeae, Rhizostomatidae. The record is from RefSeq and is a predicted model, not a curated record.
GAUUGUCAUACUUCACCACGGCGCGUGGAAGUGUCUCUCGCAGUUUACCGCUUCGAAAGGAAUUUCGCUGGAAAGAGCAUCUGCAUUCUUUUUUAAUAUUCAGUUAUACAGUUUUCUAAGCAGAAAUGGAUGGACACAAUUUUGCAGAUGACAAUAAUGGCGAUCAGUCCAAUGAACCAUUUGUUGUAAAACUUAGAGGUUUACCAUGGUCUGUAACCCCAGCUGAAAUAAAGGCAUUUUUCCAUGACUGCAUUGUAAUAGAAGAUGGUGAUGUUCAUUUAACUUAUACAAAAGAUGGCAGACCAAGUGGAGAGUGUUUUGUUGUCUUGCGUACAGAAGACGAUUUUAACAAGGCAUUGGGUCACAAUAAUGAACAUAUGGGAAAGCGGUACAUUGAGGUAUUUGAGUCAAAAUAUUCUGAGAUGGAAUGGGUGGUCACAAGAAUGCAAGGUGGCGAGUCUGAUGCAGAAGCUGUCAUUCGACUUAGGGGCUUACCUUAUGGUGCUCAAAAGCAGGACAUCGCAGAGUUCUUUGCAGGGUUGGAGAUUGUUCCCUAUGGGAUUACGAUUACACUAGACCAGGAUGGGAGGUGUACGGGGGACGCCUACGUUCAAUUUGCCACACCCAAAGACGCCGAACAAGCACUUCAAAAGCACAAGGAAAAAAUCGGGCACAGAUAUAUCGAGAUAUUCAAAAGCUCGAAAAGCGAGAUAAAAUAUGUUGUCGGACCGAAGCUCAAGCCGUUGAUGUCAAUUAGACCCCAUCCGUACGAUCGACCUGGCUCUGUUGGUGGCAGGGCGCGUGGUCGUGGUGGACUUGGAGCUAGCGGCUUCAACGAUGACUUUAUGGAUGAUUUCGGAUCUGGUGGCUUCGGCAGCUCUGGCGGACGUGGACGUGGCCCAAGAUCGCGAACUGGCGGCGGUGGUCCAGGACCAGGUCGCGCCGGUGGUCGAAACGGCGGUGGCACCAUGCAAGUGAUGAACAGUACAACUGGACACAGUGUGCAUAUGAGAGGACUGCCUUUCGAUUCAACCGAAGAUGAUAUUGUUCAGUUCUUUUCGCCUUUGAAUCCAGUUAACAUUAGAAUAAUUUACGAGCCAAACGGGCGGCCAAAGGGUGAGGCUGAUGUUGACUUCGCAACCCACGAGGCAGCGACUGCAGCCAUGGGCAAGCACAAACAGAAUAUGGGUCGACGCUACAUCGAGUUAUUCUUACAGUCAAAUUCCGGUGGAUUUUCUGGCGGUUGGAGUGGGAGCAGCAUGAGAUCCAGCAGCAGUGGAUACGGCUCCUCCAUGAACGAAAGCAAAAGUGGAUAUUCCGGGGGCUAUGGCGGUGGCUACGGAGGAGGCUAUGGUCGCGGGUCCUCUGGAGGAUAUGGCUCCAGUAACUACGGGGGCAUGGGUGGCUCUCGAAUGAGAGGCUCGGCUGAAUCAACAAAUUUUGCUGCUGACGUUACAUAUCCUGGAGCUGGGAAUUUCUUUGGACAGCAAGCGUACAACUAUAUCGGUUCACAUUGCAGGGCGCGUGGUCGUGGUGGACUUGGAGCUAGCGGCUUCAACGAUGACUUUAUGGAUGAUUUCGGAUCUGGUGGCUUCGGCAGCUCUGGCGGACGUGGACGUGGCCCAAGAUCGCGAACUGGCGGCGGUGGUCCAGGACCAGGUCGCGCCGGUGGUCGAAACGGCGGUGGCACCAUGCAAGUGAUGAACAGUACAACUGGACACAGUGUGCAUAUGAGAGGACUGCCUUUCGAUUCAACCGAAGAUGAUAUUGUUCAGUUCUUUUCGCCUUUGAAUCCAGUUAACAUUAGAAUAAUUUACGAGCCAAACGGGCGGCCAAAGGGUGAGGCUGAUGUUGACUUCGCAACCCACGAGGCAGCGACUGCAGCCAUGGGCAAGCACAAACAGAAUAUGGGUCGACGCUACAUCGAGUUAUUCUUACAGUCAAAUUCCGGUGGAUUUUCUGGCGGUUGGAGUGGGAGCAGCAUGAGAUCCAGCAGCAGUGGAUACGGCUCCUCCAUGAACGAAAGCAAAAGUGGAUAUUCCGGGGGCUAUGGCGGUGGCUACGGAGGAGGCUAUGGUCGCGGGUCCUCUGGAGGAUAUGGCUCCAGUAACUACGGGGGCAUGGGUGGCUCUCGAAUGAGAGGCUCGGCUGAAUCAACAAAUUUUGCUGCUGACGUUACAUAUCCUGGAGCUGGGAAUUUCUUUGGACAGCAAGCGUACAACUAAUCUGCGAUUACGUGUGAAUAUGGGCUGAACUCGUUUGAUAAAACUAAGGGUCUAUUCAUUGUAGGGUGAUACGAUGCAUUUGCUUGGUAUAGGCGGUGUGGGAACUUAAGUUCUUUGUUUAUAAAUAAGCUAGGCCAUUUUAUUUUUUAAGAUAACUGAAUGGGACAAUCCUUCACAGUAUCUAUGUUCAGUGUAACAGUCUAAUCUGCCGCCAUCGCAAUUGAUGCUAUGAGGUAAAGUUGCAGAUGAUACUAUGAAUAACCACAAUGCGUGUGUUGACAGUCAAGUUCACCCCUUCAGCUACUAUUGACAUAUUUUAUUUCGCCUGGUUCUGACAAAUUAGAGUAAUUUUGUUACAUUCUUUUAAAACUUGUUAUUAAUUUUGGAACUAAUUUUGGGUAAAAACUUAAUAUAUAAAGUUCACUUGCGACGUUUCUUUUAGUAUCGAAAUAGUUUAAGGGCUACACCUGGUUUUGUUUUGUAAACUCUGGUUAAACAUCGGGCAUACAGAGUGUAGUUUUGAGAGUCAAUAUCCACAAACGUUUGUUUUAUUGUCAUUAAAUUGAAGUGUUUCCUGGGAUUGCGGCCACGCCCAAGCUAAUCUUUUCUGUUAUACGAUUCUGUUUUGAAAUUUGUUCUCGAAGUCAGGAUUUCUCAUUUGUUUUGGAAGAACAGAUUAUACUCCUCAUUGUUUGGCAUUUAUCCUCAGGUCGUGACGUUUAUAUCCUCGUCCUUUAAAAAUAUGUUCUAUCAUCUUUGAGAAGUUCUGAACAAUCAUUUGAUCAUUCGUUUUUUUCAGUCGACAUAAAUACCAGAUAGGCUCGCCUCAUGUUAAUUUUGUUUAUUCUUUUUCUAAUUUGUCUAGAUGCAUUUAACAGGGGUUUCCUUGCACCUUGGGUUUUCCUUCGUGUAAUAAAUGGGCCUUUGUAGGCAUGGGAUGGGUACCAUAAUAUUCUUGUGCAACCGUCGUUUUAUCCGUUCUUCGUUUGAUAGAGUUAAUGGUUUUCUGUAUAUAGCCUAUUUGAACAUUGUGUAAAUGACUUUAGGCAUGGGUUAUGAAGCAGAUGUUAUGAAGAGUAUUCUGAAUUUUGAGUUAAACCAAUGUGUUCAUUAUAUUGAAAAAUGCGA